Molecule: messenger RNA, 1116 nt
Organism: Tarenaya hassleriana
Lineage: Eukaryota; Viridiplantae; Streptophyta; Magnoliopsida; Brassicales; Cleomaceae
Exons: 2
Coding region: 143-958 (271 amino acids)
Molecular function (GO): S-adenosylmethionine-dependent methyltransferase activity
Source: RefSeq, a predicted model, not a curated record
UUAGCAUUCCAUCCGAACCCAAGAGAAUUCCAAGUAUCAUCACCACCACUCGUAUUCCAUCCAAAAACAUACCAAGUAUAAGGUCGCUCCUCUCUCAGAAAGUUUCAAAGGUUUUUUUUUUUUUGGAAAAGAAAAGGCGUAGAUGCAUUCCCUUGGAUUCAACCUACAGGCGUCUCCAGUUCAAUCCAAACCCAAAAUUCUGAAACCGAGACAUUCGAGCGCAUCAAACAGACCCUAUGAAACCGAACCGGGACCAUCCUCCUCGGCCGGUAAGAUCAAACGGCUGGUACUCAGCAACGAAGGCCGUACAAAACUGAACCUCGAUCCUGACCGUGAUUUCUAUUCCUACCCGCGUUUCGUGAACCACGUGGACGACCGGUUCAUAUCCGCCUUAACCGAUUUGUACAGAGAGCGGAUAAGGCCCGGUUCGGUCGUACUAGACCUGAUGAGCUCAUGGGUAAGCCAUUUACCGGAAGAGGUUAAGUACGAGAAAGUGGUGGGUCAUGGUCUUAAUGCACAAGAGCUCGCUAGGAACCCUAGACUGGAUUACUUCUUCGUCAAGGAUCUUAACGAAGACCAGAGGUUCGAGUUCGACGACCAGACCUUUGAUUCGGUUUUGUGUUCUGUCGGCGUCCAGUACCUCCAAGAACCCGAAAAGGUGUUUGCGGAAGCGAACAGAGUAAUGAAAGCGGGAGGAGUGUUCAUAGUGAGUUUUAGCAACAGGAUGUUUUAUGAAAAGGCCGUAAGGGAAUGGAGGGAAGGGAGCGGCUACAGCCGCGUCCAGUUGGUGGUUCAGUACUUUCAGUGCGUUGAAGGCUUCACUCAGCCUGAGGUCGUCCGAGGCGGAGACCAGACGUCUGUUCUUGAUCGGCUCCUCGGGUUUCUUGGUCUUUCUUCUGGACCCGACCCCUUCUAUGCCCUUGUUGCUUAUAAGAGCUUCAAACCUUUAUACCACUAGUUCGAUGCAAUCGACAAGUUUGCUGUUUUGCUGAAUAGCGGUGACAUAUAGGAUAUAUAUAUAUAUAUAUAUAUAUAUAGGUUUUGCUUUUUCUUGUGGGGUUAGUGGCCUCGACAAGAAGUAAAUAUCAUUUCUUUGGGACCGCCUUCCUUUUUUUU